AUGUUUCGCUCACUCAUAUUACUUCCCGCUCUUGUCGCCUCAUCUUAUGCCUUGGUAUCCGCCGUGGACUCGUCCACUCUUGUGCCGAAAGCUACCUACGUCAAGGCCUUAGGAGAAGGCUUUACCAAGGCCAUCAUACGCGGAUAUUCAGAGGCAUGUGGCAUUGGAGGCGAGGUUGACCCUAACUUUGUUGGGUCUUACAACAACGCUCGAGCGGCAGGAUACACUGACAUCGAUACAUACUGGUUCCCAUGUAACGGUUCUGGAAAUAACUGCAAAUCAUACGCAACCCAGUUAUCCGAGAUCGCGGCAACGUUCAAGGCCCAUUCCAUGAAGAUUGGAACUAUUUGGAUUGACUUGGAAAAGGACUCCGCUAUCUGCAACAACUGGAACUAUGGAACUGCCGGAAAUCAGGCCCAGGCCAAAUCUUUGCUUGCUGCAAUGAAGGCCACUGGGUUUAACUUUGGAAUUUACAGCACACCCGGAGAGUGGAGUACGCUCUUUGGGUCAACCAGUUUUGUUCUCGAUAGCUCCGCACCUCUCUGGUUUGCUACCUUUAAUAAUGUCAAGACGCUUACUUUAGGAACGCACUUUGGAGGGCAAGUCCAAUAG
Molecule: messenger RNA, 612 nt
Organism: Psilocybe cubensis
Lineage: Eukaryota; Fungi; Basidiomycota; Agaricomycetes; Agaricales; Agrocybaceae
Exons: 4
Coding region: 1-612 (203 amino acids)
Biological process (GO): cell wall macromolecule catabolic process; peptidoglycan catabolic process; signal transduction
Molecular function (GO): lysozyme activity
Source: RefSeq, a predicted model, not a curated record